Magallana angulata is the source of this 2639-nucleotide messenger RNA. RefSeq lists its product as uncharacterized. The transcript has 14 exons. NCBI's taxonomy places the organism in Eukaryota, Metazoa, Mollusca, Bivalvia, Ostreida, Ostreidae. The record is from RefSeq and is a predicted model, not a curated record. Bases 73 to 1818 code for a protein of 581 amino acids.
CUAUUUAUAGAGUUUUUAAAACCUUUAAUCUGAACUAUCAAAGGUAAGAUAUAAACAUCCUGGUUUGAUGAAAUGGCCGCGAUGGCGUUCGCCAUAGUUUGGGUCUUGAUCUACGUACAAGUACCAUUCCUCUUUGGGUAUUUCGCAACACAAUUUGACCCAUCUUCAUUCCCCGUCGGUAAAAGCAACGCAUCAAUUAGAUGUUCUGUUUAUUUGUUUCAGUAUGGACUUUAUAAAGAAAUAACACUUGAUAUCCGCCAAAAUAAGAAUGAAAAAUUUAUAUCAGUCCUCAAAUGUAACGUGUCAGGGACACACCGGUUAAAUAACGAAACUAACUUUGAGGGCGUUAAUAUAUUGUCGUUUCGUGACGACCAAUGCUCGCUCCGUUAUUCUUCGUACAAUUACAUUGAACUUACUGUAUCCCUUCGAUCAGACAAAUGCAUUCUUGGUUCUCAAACUUCUGCAAGCUGGAGAUGUCUUUUUUCCAAUGGGACUAAUACUUUCAACAGUUCUGAAAAGAAUAUUUAUUCAAUAGAAGGUAAUUCCCCUCAAAAGAUACAAAGAAUCUCCAUUCUCAACCGGGAAACGUCUAAGUCAAUGUAUGAAACUGAUGACGUUUUGCAGCUGCAGUGCAUUGGAGAAGUAGACAGUAUCAAUUCCUGGCCAAGUAAGGAUAUCCGUUGGUGUCGAAAAGAAAGUGGAAAAUUCCAGAUUCUUUCAUUUCAAGAUCCUCCGCGCACAGACGUAGUAAAAAGAAGCAUAGAUGGAUGUACUGUUAUGCAAAGCUCAGUCUUAUUUUAUCGUGUCUCGCAAAAUGACACUGCCUUAGAGAUUAUGUGUGAGUCGGGUUGGGGUUAUCCCUGUGGAGCAAAAGGCAUCAGUGCAAAACUAAGUAUACCAACCACUGACACCCAACCAGAAAAAUGGAGAAUGUGGCCAGUUCUUAUUCACGACAAAAAGUCUUUGCUCAGCCCAGGACACAUAGAAUUAGAUGGAUCUGGAAAAACCAUCCAUUUGCAGUGCACAGCGUCUGUUCUCUCCCUUAAUACAUCAUUAGCGAAUAUAAUUAAUUGGUGUGUAAGAAAGCAAAACGAUGCAACAUGGACAACGGUAAAUCUACAGGGGAAGAAGAAAGUAGCAACCUCAGACAUCAGCGGAGAAAUAACAAUUUUCAGUAAAAUAGAGUAUCACGUCACAAUAUACGACACAGAUGUACACUUCAUGUGUGAAAUAUCCCAAUAUUCUUCGUGUGGAAAUGGAUUGGCGUCUUCCAACAUAUCAUUACACGUUGUUGGUGAAGCACAGAACCAGAUUGGUAACGAACCGGAUUGCAGCAAGGCUGGAGUAGCGGUAGUUUCAGUUCUACUCGUUAUUGUGGUGAUUUCUACACUACUCUUUUUGACACUUUUAUGUAGGAGGAAACAAAUUCGCUUAUCUGGAAUGGUAAUUAAAAUUGAAAGUGAAAAGAAAUAUUUUCUCGAACAUGAAACCAACAGUACAACAUUGUCUGCGAAUGGAAAUUGCACUAUAAGCCAGACACAAAGCAGUAUACGUUAUGUGGAGAACCCGUCCACACGUGUUGGUGUUCAAAGGAGCGAAAUCGAAAUUAAUUCAGUAGAAGAUGCAAAAGGUGACGACAUGGAUCAAGACUGCUAUGACAAUGCCAGUGAAAAUUAUGAAUCAACAAACUACGAUAUUACAGUUGGAAGACAAAGUUUUUAUGAAAAUCAGGCUCUGGAACAUGAAAGAAAUUUAUCGAUUUACGAAGAUGCCAUAAAUGAGGAAACGGAGCAAGAUUACGAUGUCUUGAAAUUAUAGUGAACAAAGUCAUGUUAUCUAAAUGUGUUUUCUGGCUUUAAAUUCAAACAAGAAAAAAAAUCACUGUAAAUAUCAAAAAUACAUGCAUUAUUGUCAACUAUGCAUAUAUAUGUCCUUGAAUCAAGAAUGUUCUCAAUACCCUAUAUCAUAUUAGUGGAAAAUAGUGAAGGUAUGAAAAAAGUAAUUGUGUGUAAAAACCAUUCAAAUAUUUUCGUGGUCAAAUAUCACUAGAUAUUUGCCUUCUGGCAUUAUAUUUCUAACAAAUUAUGGUCAAGUCCAGAUGGAUGCAUGAGUUGUUUUUUUUUAAUUUGGCGUUCAAAUUUAGAAAUUGUUUGAUCAUUCACAGUCAGCUAAAUACAGUUAAUCUAGAUAUAGGUCUAUAGCCAUCUUACAAUCCUAUACGUAUGGCAAUCCUUUAACUCAUUUAUUCAAGUAACAAAAACAAUUUUUACGCUGUUGCAUUAGCCGUGCAUGCAAAAGUAUGCCGUUGUCAACGUUUUUUAACAAUCCUAAACAACACUUACACUUCAUUUUACAUGUAUCGAACUCUGGAUCCAUCUGUUUGUCGAACAUAACUAUACAUAUAUAAUAUAUUUGUUUUUGUUACAAUAAAUGUACAUAAAACAAGGGUUGAUCCAAAAGUAAUGUCACAUUAUGCACUGCAUUUUACACUGGCGCUGUAUAAAAUUAUGCAUGAAAUUUGUUCUUAUCAAAAUUCUAAUUUGAAGUAAAAUUUUGAUUAAAUUACAUGAAGCUACAUUCAAGACUUCUCGAAGAGACCUCGACAAACUGAUCGCACGUUAGAUAAGAUCCAACACACU